GUGUGAGUGGGUGGAGCCUGUUGCUGUGUCUCAGCAGUUCGGAGCGAAGCUGUCUGAGGAGGAUCUCCUUCUCUCACCUGCAGCCGCAGCAGACGGUGAACUUGUUGCCGGCGGUGAUGGAGGCGUUCUCGGAUGCAGGUGGCGGUCUCUGUCGCUUCCUCUCUGGCUCACACCUGACAGGAGCAGAAUUACCCAUGAAGCCAUGGGCCUGUGGAUCAACCAAUCAGAAGCUGCCGGCUCCUCGGGACUCAGCGGGAGCCGACAGUCAGUCACCUGUGGGAGCCCCGCCUCCUGCAUUGGUUGCCAUGGUGAAUGUUUACGUCCUGGUGACCUCGGUGAGGCCGCUGACUUCCUUCCUGCAUGACAUCAGCGUGGUGACGACCAAUCAGGAGCAGCGGGGUCGGCCCACAAAACUCAGGAGCUUCCUGCUGCAGCAGCUGGGAUCCACCGGCUCCCAUGAUGCUCUGGGGCAGGUGAAGGAGGUGAUCAGUGAGGUGCUGCAUGCCGCCGUGUCAACCAAUCAGAAGCAGCAAACACUCAGCAGGUGUGUGUUGUGUUACCAGCUGCUGACCUUCACUCUGCUGUUCAGCGGCUCCAUCACACCUGUCGUCGCCCAGGUUGAAACUGAUUUGACAUUUUCUUCUCUGAGCGAGCACACAUUUGACGGACAGAUCACCAAAGAUCUGAUCCUGGAGGACACGCUGCACUUCCUGCUGUCCUCAGAGACUCACCUGUCCUCUGAGACACACCAGUACGGUGACUGCAGAGGGACACACAGCGUCUGUCUGUCGGAGGACGAGUUUCUUCUUUUGCUUCAGUUUCAGAGACAGAUGAAGACGCCCUCAGCUUUUCAGCUGUUGUGCCCCAGCCCAUCCUCGUCCUCGUCCUCGUCCUCGUCCGGUCCCCUCAGCAUCUCAGAUCUUCAGGUGAGGAUCAGCCGUCACUAUGAGCUGCGGAGGAACCAGAGUCACAGAGCUGAUGAUGCAGAGGAACGGACCAAUCAGGAGGCAGAGGAGGAGGAGAGCCCUGAGGGUGGUCCGUGCGUGGACCCCCACCUCCGGCAGAUCUACACAGACCCCCCCCUCACUCUGGCCCCGCCCUUCAGCCCCGGGGUCAAAGAGUACCGUGCCGAGGUUGCCUUCGACACGGUGACGGUCCGAAUCCAACCGGAGCCCGUUAGCGCAGCCUGCAGGGUCCACCUGGAUGAACACCGAGGGCCCAGGAUGGCGAACUAUCCGGUGGGUCUGGGCGACAGCAGGAUCAGCAUCCUGGUGACGGACGACGGCGAGCCGGAGCCCGUCGUCAUGACAAUCUACACCGUGCACGUGUACCGUGAGAGCCGGCCCAGUCUGCCCAUGUUUGGGGAUCACGUGAUGUGCAGCUUCCUGCAG
Molecule: messenger RNA, 1391 nt
Organism: Plectropomus leopardus (leopard coralgrouper)
Lineage: Eukaryota; Metazoa; Chordata; Actinopteri; Perciformes; Serranidae
Source: RefSeq, a predicted model, not a curated record